Messenger RNA from Aaosphaeria arxii CBS 175.79, 1689 nucleotides. Its product is annotated as DNA glycosylase. NCBI's taxonomy places the organism in Eukaryota, Fungi, Ascomycota, Dothideomycetes, Pleosporales. Gene Ontology annotation, cellular component: nucleus. The transcript has 3 exons. Gene Ontology annotation, biological process: base-excision repair; base-excision repair, AP site formation; nucleotide-excision repair. The record is from RefSeq and is a predicted model, not a curated record. Bases 1 to 1689 code for a protein of 562 amino acids. Gene Ontology annotation, molecular function: DNA-(apurinic or apyrimidinic site) endonuclease activity; DNA binding; oxidized pyrimidine nucleobase lesion DNA N-glycosylase activity.
AUGCGGACCUCGCGCAUAUCUCGAGACACUUCUAAAAUCAUCGCUGCGAGUCGUGCGAGGCGACCAUUACGUCGAGCACCCUCUGCCACAAAUGUAGCGACUCAAGAUCUCGCCCUAAACACGCCUGAUGCCAAUCCUGUCGCGAAAGUACGCAAUCGCGAGUCAGCAUCAUCCCAGAACAAUGGAUUCCAAUCCUCUGACUCCGAAUUGAGCUCGCCUGCAGAAGAUCAGGAUUCCGACUUCUCAAACACAAUAACGAGCAAGAAGCGGAAGAGAGGGCAAGAUGUCCCGGUGCCUCCGCGCGUCAAGCAAGAGAGCAAAGAAGUUAGCAUCGCAACCAUCGCGUCCCCGAAAAGGGAAAAUGGCAAACCGAAAAAGGCGCGCCGUGUCCCCGCGAAGAAGACCGUCGUGAAUGGCGUCGUCAAGGUAGAGGCACCGCCGAACUGGGAGGAGAUGUAUGCCCUGACACGAGAAAUGCGCAACGAGAACGUCGCUCCGGUCGAUACCAUGGGCUGCGAGAGCCUAGCCGAUCGCACUGCCUCACCACGCGAUCAGAGGUUUCAAACUCUCGUAUCUCUGAUGUUGAGUAGCCAAACCAAGGAUACCGUGACGUCUGUUGCAAUCAAAGGGAUGCAGGAUAACAUGCCUGGAGGCUUCAAUCUAGAAUCUGUCUUAGCUAUAGAACCGCAAGCGCUGAACGCUUUUAUCUGCAAAGUGGGCUUUCACAAUCUCAAGACCAAGUACAUCAAGUCCGCCGCCGAGAUUCUUCGAGAUAAAUGGAACUCGGACAUCCCAGAUUCCAUCGCAGGCCUCGUCUCACUGCCAGGAGUAGGCCCGAAGAUGGCAUACCUAUGUAUGAGUGCCGCAUGGGGAAGGGAUGAGGGCAUCGGCGUCGAUGUUCAUGUACAUCGUAUAUCGAACCUCUGGGGCUGGAACAACACCAAGCAACCCGAAGAGACCAGAGCCGCUCUUGAGUCCUGGCUUCCGAAGGACAGAUGGCAUGACAUCAACAAUCUUCUAGUCGGCUUUGGCCAGACUAUUUGCCUACCAGUGGGUAGAAAAUGUGGUGAUUGUAAACUGGCAGACCGAGGCUUGUGCCCGUCUGCGGUAGUCGGAAAGUCCACAAAGGUUAAAAAGGAAGAAACAAUUGUCAAGCUGGAGGGCACAGGCGGAAGCACAGUGGUCCAUGACGAAUUGACUGUGUCUCGAGGCCACGACAUCAAAUCAGAGGAUGUAGCCGACAUUGAGGACAUGGGACUGAGCUUACGUACAAGGAGAGCACGAAAGGGCAAGCCGUCACCCUUUCAGUUCUGCACCAACAUCACAACCAUUAUCACUCGACCACUCCUGCCAACACUGUCAACACUGCCAACACCAGAUCCACUACACACCAACUUCCCAUCAUCCCACAAAAUGGACGGAAGACUCGAUCCAGUGGCUAACGUAGACGUCUUGGUCAUGCUUGACGAGGUUCUUUUUGAAUGGCUCGAGACUAGUCUUUCUCCUGAAGAAGCUUCGGCAUUAGGCUUAACACCAUCAUUGACGGCCACGGUUCCAGCAGCAACCUCAAUAACAUCAGUUCCGCACAUGUCAGCCGGAGACAUUGGCAUCCUUUCCGGAUACAUCUUCAUUGGCCUCUUUUGCCUCCUUUUCGGAUACAUCCUCAGAGUCCUCCUCCAACGAGUCUAA